UCAUGUUGUUUGUUUAUACAGAUGCAAGAGCUUUCAAAACACCAAGCGCGGCGAAGUGUGCCGCAUCCCGGGCUGUACAGUAACGCCAUCUGUUGGCACGCAGCCGAUACCGAUACGCAUGCCACACGUACAACCUGAGACAUUUAGACUUUUUAUACAAUACGUUUACACCGGAAAGCUUCUCCUUCAAGAUUCUGGAGUGUUUGAAAUGAUGACGUUAGCAGCAGAUCUCGGCGUCGAAGAUCUCCGCGCCGCAUGUGAGGACCACGUUACUUCCACGUUAAGCGUAGAAAGCGCUUGUACACUUCUAGCAGCUGCAAUGGAAAUUCAAGAUCGACCAGGAGGCAAAAGCGCGUCAUCGUUCAUGGAGCGCUGCAUCGCUUUCAUCGGAGACAACGCCGCCGACUGCGUGAAGACCAACGCUUUCCUCAACCUGCCGAAAGAAGCUCUUAUCAAACUGAUCUCUUCUGACUUUCUAUGCCUAGAAGAAGAGGAAGUGUGGCGGUGCGCGCUGGCGUGGGCCAAGCAGCGCGCCGGCGUGACGCAGCCCACGGCGCACUGGACGGAGGAGGAGCGCGCGCGCGUGUGUCACCACCUUGCGCCGCUCAUGCAGCACGUGCGGCUGCUGCUUAUUGACAGCGCUGUGUUCGCGGAGGAGGUGGAGCCGACGGGCGCGGUGCCCAUGGAGUUGUCGCUGGAGCGGUACCGCCGCGCCGCCCUGCACGCCGCACCGCCGCCGCCCGACAAGCGCACGCAACCUCGAUUGGCUGUCAAUAUGUUUAUCGGGUCUGUAAUUCUUCAGCAAGAGAAGAGUGCUUUCCAAGCUGUCAUCAACAACUGGUGUGGGAGCCCGAAACAAACAUGGCGUCUGAUAUUCCGUGCGUCGACACACGGCUACUCGGCCCAAGCGUUCCACUCGCACUGCGACGGUGUGGCGCCUGUGCUCGUGCUUGUACAGCUGUCGCGCGGGUCGGUGGUGGGCGGGUUCAGCUCGGCGGCGUGGGCGGCGGGCGGCGCGGGCGGCUACGUGCCCGCCGAGCGCGCGCUGCUGUUCGCGCUGCCCGACCCGCCCGCGCACGCGCCGCACGCACCCCACGCGCCGCACGCACCCCACGCACCCCACGCGCCGCACGCCGCGCCCGCCAAGCACGACCUGCACAAGAAACCCUUCGCGCUCUGCUACCAUCCAGAUUGCGGUCCCAUAUUCGGCGCAGGAGCAGACCUGUUGAUAUCCAACAACUGCAACACGAACAGCGAGAGUUACAGCAACCUGCACUCGUACGGAGACGCGAUCGCGCCCGCCUCGCUCGCUGCCGAGUACAACUUCACUGUACGCGACUACGAAGUCUUUACUUAUAAACAGAAUUAAAUAUAUUGA
Molecule: messenger RNA, 1378 nt
Organism: Manduca sexta (tobacco hornworm)
Lineage: Eukaryota; Metazoa; Arthropoda; Insecta; Lepidoptera; Sphingidae
Product: ring canal kelch protein-like
Exons: 9
Coding region: 119-1369 (416 amino acids)
Molecular function (GO): protein binding
Source: RefSeq, a predicted model, not a curated record